CCCUACCGGACGAGCCAAUCAACAGUGGCGCAGGUUGGCGCGGGGUCAAAGCCGCGGAGGCGGAGCUGGCGCUGCGGCAGGAGGGAAGAUGGCGGACGAGGAGAAGCUGCCGCCGGGCUGGGAGAAGCGCAUGAGUCGCAGCUCAGGCCGAGUAUACUACUUCAAUCACAUCACCAAUGCCAGCCAGUGGGAGCGGCCCAGCGGCGGCAGCAGUGUUGGAGGCAGUAGCAAGAACGGCCAGGGGGAGCCGGCCAGGGUGCGCUGCUCGCACCUGCUGGUAAAGCACAGUCAAUCUCGGAGGCCCUCAUCCUGGCGGCAGGAAAAGAUUACCAGGAGCAAGGAGGAGGCACUGGAACUGAUCAAUGGCUACAUCCAGAAGAUUAAGUCAGGAGAAGAAGACUUUGAAUCUCUGGCCUCACAGUUCAGCGAUUGCAGCUCUGCCAAAGCCAGAGGAGACCUGGGUGCCUUCAGCAGAGGUCAGAUGCAGAAACCGUUUGAAGAUGCAUCAUUUGCUCUACGGACAGGGGAGAUGAGUGGGCCAGUGUUCACAGAUUCGGGCAUCCAUAUCAUCCUGCGCACAGAAUGAGGGCAGGCACCUGGCCA
This is a messenger RNA of Peromyscus eremicus (cactus mouse), 603 nucleotides long. RefSeq names its product peptidylprolyl cis/trans isomerase, NIMA-interacting 1 (gene Pin1). NCBI's taxonomy places the organism in Eukaryota, Metazoa, Chordata, Mammalia, Rodentia, Cricetidae. Gene Ontology annotation, molecular function: peptidyl-prolyl cis-trans isomerase activity; protein binding. The record is from RefSeq and is a predicted model, not a curated record. Bases 89 to 586 code for a protein of 165 amino acids. Gene Ontology annotation, cellular component: nucleus; cytosol. The transcript is spliced from 4 exons.